Molecule: messenger RNA, 1080 nt
Organism: Capsicum annuum
Lineage: Eukaryota; Viridiplantae; Streptophyta; Magnoliopsida; Solanales; Solanaceae
Product: 60S ribosomal protein L15
Exons: 4
Coding region: 214-828 (204 amino acids)
Biological process (GO): cytoplasmic translation
Cellular component (GO): cytosolic large ribosomal subunit; ribosome
Molecular function (GO): RNA binding; structural constituent of ribosome
Source: RefSeq, a predicted model, not a curated record
AAAGUGUCUUGCGUUGCCAUUUGCAAUGAAGUGAAAUUUUGGGGAUAACCAUACUGCUAGAAAAAAGUCAAAUUAAAACGGGAUUAAAACCAUGGGCCUUAUGGGCCGAAAAGACUAGCUAAUGACACACUCCUUUUAUAUUUCGUCUUACUCGAAAACCCUAAUCCAUUUAGCCGAGCAACUGAGAGGGAGAAUAGUAGCUGAAGCGACUCAAUGGGUGCUUACACUUAUGUGUCGGAGCUAUGGAGGAAGAAGCAGUCAGAUGUGAUGAGGUUCUUACAAAGGGUGAGGUGUUGGGAGUACCGCCAGCUCCCAUCUAUUGUCCGUGUCACUAGGCCUACCCGUCCUGACAAGGCACGCCGCCUGGGCUACAAGGCCAAGCAGGGCUAUGUGGUCUACCGUGUACGUGUGAAACGUGGUGGAAGGAAGAGACCAGUUUCCAAGGGUAUUGUGUAUGGUAAACCAACCAACCAGGGAGUCACCCAAUUGAAAUUUCAGCGCAGCAAGAGAUCUGUCGCCGAAGAGCGUGCUGGUAGGAAAUUGGGUGGUCUUAGAGUCCUCAACUCGUACUGGAUUAACGAGGAUUCAACCUACAAGUAUUAUGAGGUAAUAUUGGUUGACCAAGCCCAUGCUGCUAUUCAGAACGAUCCAAGGAUCAACUGGAUCUGCAACCCAGUGCAUAAGCACAGAGAAUUACGUGGUCUCACUUCAGCUGGUAAGAAAUACAGGGGUCUCCGUGGAAGGGGACAUCUGCACCACAAAGCUCGCCCCUCAAGAAGGGCAACCUGGAAGAGGAACCAGACUCUGUCUCUCCGCCGUUACCGUUGAUCUGCUUGAUCUUCUUAAAGAUUGCCGCUUGCUUAGUUUUUUCAUUAUCUGGGUUUUGAACUUUCAUCUUGAGGCAAAUUUACAUUUUGAAACGACUACAUCUGUAUUGGAGUAUCCGUUUUCUUUCGGAGAUAGGAAUGGAUAUUAAGUCCAAUUAUCUGGUAUGAGAGUCAGUGCAAGACCAGUGUGACUUAUAGUUUUAAAGAACCUCUUGAUUUGCUUUGAUAGACAUUAUUUAUCAAUGUUUUGGUA